CAACCACACCCUUCUUACCUUAUCCAUUUCUUCCUAGUAGUCCCAAUACAAAGUCUCUUCCUUGCUACAAACCUUUUUACUUCAACAACCACAGGCUAUUAUUGGAAAGCCCUUCCAGCUCUACCUAAAAAAGAGAACAAUGGCAACAGGCUCAGCAACAAUGUCUCCUGCUACAAUCACUGUUGUAGGCAGUGCCACCGUUGGAAGGUCAAGCAGGAGGAAGAAUAAUGUGCAUUACAUAACAGGGCUCAAUUCUUUUGGUGGGUUGAAGGCUCAGAACAGUGUCACCUCAUUAGGCCUUCCUGUAUGCACUGAGCAAUCCUUUGCAAAAGUGGUGAGCUCCUUGAAAUCUCCAUUGCAGGGAAAGGGAAGAAGUGGAGGAGCUGCUUCUUCAACAUGUAAUGCUGCAGGCGAAAUUUUCCAAAUUGCAGCCAUUAUGAAUGGGCUUGUUCUUGUUGGGGUUGCUGUAGGAUUUGUUCUUCUUCGAAUUGAAGCAUAUGUGGAGGAGGCUGAGUGAGAAUCUCAUAAACUUCAUUUGAUUCAUGUAAUUUUAUUUUCUUAAUAAAAAUGAAAAUUGUAUCUUUCAUUUAGGUUAUCUAAAUCCUCUUAUAUGAAUUUUUUAUGGAGACAAAGAACUGUACACAAUUUUUCUGAUUUCUGGCAUAAAAAGUUGGUGAUAUAUGGAGAUAAAGACAAAAUAUCCUC
This is a messenger RNA of Gastrolobium bilobum, 705 nucleotides long. RefSeq lists its product as uncharacterized. Gene Ontology annotation, cellular component: cytochrome b6f complex. Bases 140 to 517 code for a protein of 125 amino acids. The record is from RefSeq and is a predicted model, not a curated record. Lineage: Eukaryota; Viridiplantae; Streptophyta; Magnoliopsida; Fabales; Fabaceae. The transcript has 2 exons.